Molecule: messenger RNA, 553 nt
Organism: Daktulosphaira vitifoliae (grape phylloxera)
Lineage: Eukaryota; Metazoa; Arthropoda; Insecta; Hemiptera; Phylloxeridae
Exons: 3
Source: RefSeq, a predicted model, not a curated record
UGAACGAUGUGAAUUACGCAAUAAUAUCAGCUUAGAAAAAAAUAGUUCUCCAAAUCGGAUAGUUGCCUCAUUAGAUGAUGUUUUUAUGAGAAUACAAGAACGUUUAAACAGACUUUUCAAAUCUGAAGAAGCUAUUUUAAAACACGAAUCUGAUCAAAAUUUAUCAACUAAGCAGCUUAACAAACAAAUAAAAGAUUUAGAAUCUGAAGUAAAUAUUCUGAGAACUAGAUUAGCAGAAAAAAAUGAUCAAUUAACAACUGCUAAAAUGAAAAUUGAUGAUCUAAGAUUAAUUAAAAAUAGUGAUGUAGAUUCAGCCACUUCAUUAUUACACGAUACUAUAGCUAAAUUAACAGCAGAACAUAAGCAAUGUACAUUAGCAAUAGAAGAUAAAAAUAAUGAGAUCACUAAAUUAAAUGAUUUGACAAACCAUCUUAAAAAUAUGCUUUCAACUUAUGAAUCCAAACUGGUAGAAAAAGAAAACAUUGAUCCAAAUACAAUAAAAAGCUUAGAGUCAAAAGUUGUAAAACUUGUUGAAGAAAAUAUGAACUUACAG